UAGGUCAUGCACUUGAGAGAUCCCACCACAAAACACACAAGAUAAGCCAAGAUCUGAUUUUGAUAUAUGUGAAAGCGGUUCUGCAUAACUCAACUCCUGCCGUCCAUUCAGAUCUGACGGUGAAUACCACGCGGGUGCACUUAUGUCAUAUCGAAUCUAUGUGACGCGCACUCACACACACACUCUCUCUCUCUUCCGGCCCUCUCUCUCCUCUCCCUCGACUUCGCAAUUGCCCGGAGUGGCCGAAACCCUAACUACCUCCUAUAGCACCGUCGUUUUGCACCGAGUUUCACAGUUCGCGUUCGUUCCAUGAGGUUCUGCUUUGUCCCCGUGGUUUGAACUUUUUUGGGGUUUCUCUACUCUGAAAUUGGAAGACUUUGAAAAUUGAUUGUCACCGUCGGCUUGAUGUGGAUGUGGAUUUUGGAAUCACAUUUAGCAUUUAUUGUGGCAACACAGUCAGCACAGACUUUUAAUUUGUUAGGGAUAAAGCAUGCAGUUCAUUGCUGAUUACACUUACCCAUGAGCUAGGUGCUGCAUAACUUAUUAGUAGAAAGUGUUUCAAAUGGACGUUCAAGUAAUAAAUGUGGAAGAAGGGACUGGUCACCGAGCUAUGACUGAUGAUGGGGAUGCUGAACCUAGUGAAGGUGAAGUCAAUAAUGCUGAAAACUCAGGAUCUCAUGUUGAGGAUGGAAUUCCUGAGCCAUUUGUUGGUAUGGAAUUUGAUUCUGAAGAUGCUGUGAGGACUUUCUACAAUGAGUAUGCCAAACGUGUGGGCUUCACCACUAAAGUUGGCCAGCAUGGCCGUUCUAAAGUUGAUGGGGCAAUCAUGUACAGGGAGUAUGUAUGUGGCAAGGAAGGUUUAAAAAGAAGGCUAGGUGACAGUUGUGAUGCAAUGAUUAAAGUUGAGUUAAAGGGUCAAAAUAAAUGGGUCAUAACAAAGUUUGUGAAGGAGCAUAGCCAUUCCAUGGUGAAUCCCAGUAAGGUGCACCACCUUCGGCCACGUAAGCAUUUUUCUAGUGUUGGAAAGACCAUGCCUGAAACUUACCAAGGAGUGGGACUUGUUCCAAGUGGUGUUAUGUAUGUAUCUGUGGAUGGGAAUCGUGUUUCUAGUGAGAUUCGUGAAUCUAAGAACACUCCUUUUGAGCCAAGUCAUGCAGUGAGGAAUUCUACAAUGAUGAACAAUACUGGUAGGCCUUCUAUCAGAAAGAGGACAUUAGGGAGAGAUGCUCAGAACCUGCUGGAGUAUUUUAAGAAAAUGCAAGCUGAGAAUCCUGGUUUCUUCUAUGCUAUACAACUUGAUGAAGAAAAUCAUAUGUCAAAUGUAUUUUGGGCCGAUGCAAGAUCAAGGACAGCAUACAGUCAUUUUGGCGAUGCAGUGACCCUGGACACGACAUACAAAGUGAAUCAAUACAGGGUUCCUUUUGUUCCUUUUACUGGGGUGAACCAUCAUGGUCAAAUGAUUUUGUUUGGUUGUGCACUUCUUUUGGAUGAUUCUGAGGCUUCUCUCUUGUGGCUCUUUAAGACAUUUCUGACAGCAAUGAAUGACCGCCAACCUGUCUCUAUAAUUACAGAUCAAAACAAAGCCACACAGACAGCAGUUUCUCAAGUUUUUCCUCAAACACGCCACUGUAUAAGUAAAUGGCAUGUCUUGAGAGAAGGCCAAGAAAAGUUGGCACACGUUUGUCAUAAUCAUCCAAACUUUCAGGUUGAACUUUAUAAUUGCAUUAACCUAACAGAGACCAUUGAGGAAUUUGAGUCAUCUUGGAGUUCUAUCCUUGAUAAAUAUGAGCUCAGAAGAAAUGAUUGGCUUCAGUCAUUGUAUGAUGCUCGUGCUCGGUGGGUUCCAGCAUAUUUUCAUGAUUCAUUUUUCGCUGCAUUAUCUCCAAGUAGAGGAUUUGACAGUUCUUUUUUUGAUGGUUAUGUCAACCAGCAGACAACAUUACCAAUGUUCUUUAGGGAGUAUGAAAGGGCUUUAGAGAACUGGUUUGAGAAGGAAGUAGAAGCAGAUUUUGAAACUAUUUGCACCACACCGGUUUUGAGGACACCUUCACCCAUGGAAAAACAGGCUGCUAGUCUUUAUACAAGAAAAAUAUUUUCUCUGUUUCAAGAAGAGCUAGUUGAAACAUUUGUUUAUACUGCCAAUAGAAUUGAAGGUGAUGAGGUAAAUAGCACAUUCAGAGUUGCAAAAUUUGAAGAUGAUCAAAAGGCAUAUGUUGUCACAUUAAACCAUUCAGAGUUGAGAGCUAACUGUAGUUGUCAAAUGUUUGAGUAUUCAGGCAUUCUUUGCAGGCAUGUCUUGACUGUUUUCACAGUGACCAAUGUACUUACAUUACCACCACAUUACAUCUUAAGACGGUGGACAAGAAAUGCAAAAAUUGGUGUUGGAUCAGAUGAACGUGCUGGCGAAUUACAUGGACAGGAGUCUCUAACAUCAAGGUAUAGCAAUCUAUGUAGGGAAGCAAUCAGAUAUGCUGAGGAAGGGGCAGUAGCUGUGGAAACAUAUAAUGCUGCUUUGAGUGUCCUUAAAGAAGGUGGGAAGAAGAUUGCUGCUGUGAAGAAAGGUGUUGCCAAAGUUGCUCCUCCUAGCAAUCAGACUGGUGGGAUUGCUUAUGAUGACAAAAAAACUUCUACGUCAACUUCAGAUACAACCCCUCUUCUAUGGCCACAGCAUGAUGAAAUAAUGAGGAGGUUUAAUCUUAACGAUGCUGGUGCUCCUGUUCAAUCAGUUGCUGAUCUGAAUUUGCCACGAAUGGCUCCUGUGUCCCUUCAGCGAGAUGAUGGUCCAUCUGACAACAUGGUAUGUAGAAAGGUGGUUCUCCCCUGUCUGAAGUCAAUGACUUGGGUAAUGGAGAACAAAAAUUCAACUCCUGGGAAUAGAGUAGCUGUUAUCAAUUUGAAGUUGCAAGAUUACAGCAGGACUCCAUCAGCAGAAUCUGAGGUAAAGUUUCAGCUCUCAAGAGUUUCUUUGGAACCAAUGUUGAGGUCUAUGGCUUACAUCAGUGAGCAGCUCUCAACACCAGUUAAUAAGGUUGCUGUAAUAAAUCUCAAGCUUCAAGAUACUGAGACAACUUCUGGGGAAUCUGAAGUAAAGUUUCAGGUGUCCAGGGACACAUUGGGUGCCAUGUUGCGAUCGAUGGCCUAUAUUCGGAGACACGCAGUCAGAGCCUGUAUUGAAAAGGCAUCGAAAAUAAGGCUGCGAAGUUUCUUUUCCAUGCUCAGAAGACUUGGAGGUGGUAGGUCCUGAAAAAGAUCAAAUCAUCAAUGUAGCUAUUUACACCUGGGCGAUAGCGCACACCGCGGAGCUGAGAUGCAAGAGACGACUAUCAAUAGAGCAGAGUUGCCCAUUUGGUUGUGAAAUAAUUUAAGAUUCCAUGGAUCUGAUGGGGGACUAUUCAUAAGCACUUAACCGAUGGAAGGAUGUAGUCCAAGAAGAGCAUUAAAUGACUUUUGUGAACCUUGCCGGCACAGAUUGGAUCAAAUGGAAUUUAUCUCAUGAGGCUAGUAAGGCGUAUAUGAAAAAGGUGAACUGGAAAACACUAUUUGGGCAGAUGAACUGGGAUAUUUGGGUAGGUAGAUGUAUAAGGGAUUCUGAUGGUAACAACUGAAAAUCUUCAUACAAUCCUUCCACUUUCUUACGAGCUUGCUCAGACGAUGAUCUCAUUCAUUUAGCCCCUUGUUUGAAUUAUGAAAAAAAUAACUUAAAUGUUAGAGCUCAACCUAGAUAUGAUGCUUUUAGGCUUGAAGUUGGUGGAUCUGUAAACGUAAAUGGAAGCAGUGGAUGUGGUGGCCCUAUUUGAGAUAAGAAUGGCAACUGGGUUAAAGGUUUCAACUACAAAUUAAUUAAUGUUUCCCUUAUGGUUGUGAAGGUCGCUGUUAUUCAGGACCUUUAGUUGUGCUGGUUUUACAAGGUCAGAGAUGUGGCUAUCUACAAUGAUUAUAUUGAAGCUAUCCAAUUUAUUCAAAAAGGUUGUGAAGAUGGUCGCACCUUCAAGGAUAUCAUUGAUGAAGCCAGAUUGUUAUGCCAUGGAGAGUGGAGACUGACACUCCAUCAUUUUAGUAAAAAUUGCAACUCUUACACUAACAGAUUAGCUAAGCUUUCUCAUAAUUCGAAUGUUAAUUUUUGUACCUUUGAUCAACUCUGAUUUCCCGCACACCAGGCGGUAGUUGAUGAAAGUGUAA
Prosopis cineraria is the source of this 4179-nucleotide messenger RNA. Its product is annotated as protein FAR1-RELATED SEQUENCE 3-like. Gene Ontology annotation, biological process: regulation of DNA-templated transcription. The record is from RefSeq and is a predicted model, not a curated record. The transcript has 7 exons. The coding region runs from base 563 to 3244 and encodes 893 amino acids. Gene Ontology annotation, molecular function: zinc ion binding. NCBI's taxonomy places the organism in Eukaryota, Viridiplantae, Streptophyta, Magnoliopsida, Fabales, Fabaceae.